Molecule: messenger RNA, 1260 nt
Organism: Glarea lozoyensis ATCC 20868
Lineage: Eukaryota; Fungi; Ascomycota; Leotiomycetes; Helotiales; Helotiaceae
Product: WD40 repeat-like protein
Exons: 2
Coding region: 1-1260 (419 amino acids)
Biological process (GO): cellular response to amino acid starvation; positive regulation of TORC1 signaling
Cellular component (GO): nuclear pore outer ring; Seh1-associated complex
Molecular function (GO): protein binding; structural molecule activity
Source: RefSeq, a predicted model, not a curated record
AUGGCACCUACGAUGAACCGCGACGUAGCGGAGCCAGAGCAGGACGGCUUUGCCCUGCUUCAAAAUGGGCAUCGAGAUAUGGUCGAGGCGACUGCCUUUAAUAUGUAUGGCGAUCGAUUCGCGUCCGGUUCGGUAGACGGCAAGAUCAAAGUAUACAACCGGCACCGGGAUGGAAGCUGGAAUAUAUGUGAUACUUGGGGAGCUCACACUUCAGAGAUUCUAGAGAUCCAAUGGCUCCCACCAACCAUCCACCCAAACCUCAUUGCUUCAAUCGGCGCAGAUGGCAGAUUCAAACUCUGGGUUGAAGACCCAACUCUCGCUCCAGGCAAAGGCCGACGCUUCAACUCCCGCUCCAAUGCACCUGUAUGGUCGCUUCCCUCUCCCGCACGCGCGCCAUGGCUUUCAUUUUCCAUGAAACACAACCCAGAAACACGACAUACCUACCUCGCACUCAUCAACCGAAAUGCGCUACUUACCAUCUACGAAAACGAGGAGCCAGAAAAUAUGGAGAGUUGGAAUGAAUUAGAUCAGGUGUACGUGUGCGAGAAACCGCCAAGAGGGGAGGAGGUAGCAUUCAAAGUGGUGUUUGAUCCGAAUCUCGAGCCGUGUUAUAAAGCGAUCCAGAGAGGCGUGCAGAGGGAUAGCUUAGGGGUGGUAGUUGCUAGUAUGGGGAAAGCUAGUAUUUGGCGGACGAAGGAGAUUAGUCACGCUGUGAGUCUAGGCUCGGCUAAUACUAAGGAAUUAUAUCUUGCUGCGGAACUGAAGGGGCAUAGGGGAUUGGUCAGAGAUGUGGCUUGGGCUCCAGGGAAUAUUAGAGGGUUUGAUGUUAUAGCCACGGCUUGUAAGGAUGGUUCAGUCAGGGUAUUUCAGGUUACUACUCCUGCGAAAGGGGGUAAGGAAGGCAGAAGUAAGGAUUUUAGUAAGAUUCCGGAGCAGGUAGUCGUGGCAUCGCAGCGUAGCCAUGAAAACGGUAUAAGAAACGCACCAGGUGGCAUCUCAGCAGGACUGGCCAGCUCGAAGCCUGGCGCAAGUCGUCAUCCAGAAGCUCAAGGCAAUCAUGGUGAGGUGAUUCACGCUGCAACUGAGGUGUCAAAGCUGGAGACUAAUAGAUCUCCUGUCUGGCGGGUUGAGUUCGACGCGGACGGGCAAUUGCUAGGCUCAACUGGUGAUGAUGGAAAGCUCGCCUUGUGGAGAAGAGAACCUAGUGGAGUAUGGAGCAAGAGCUCGGAGUUAGCUAUGACUCGAAGUGUUGCUGUUUGA